AUGAGUGCCCAUGACAUGUCCCUCCUGGGCGGGGAUUCCAUGAGCAUCGACUCUGGAAUCCAGGUGAUGCAGAGCAUUCAAGGCAUGGACGGUGCCAUGGCUCUCGAUGAUGUCGACCUCUUCGGAGAUCCUGUUAUGGACAAUGCUCUGGGUACCCUGCCCCUGACCUCUCGCCCUCCUCCAAGUAAGCAGCUUCAGCAGCGGCUGGACCAACUCCGAGCCCGUGGUUGCUGUCAGGGAAUUGCUUGGGGCCGCUUGGGGAACAUAGCCUGCGUCUCCAAAGAUGGCAUGUCGGUUGACAUUCGCUACAUGCGUUGCAAUCCCGAGAACGGUGAAUGGGAUAUGAAUGAUCCAAGCUCUUCUGCCACCAUUUCACUGGUUCAUGGUCCGCCCUCGUUCAUCUCGCUGCCUUCUGCCGGCGCCCCCAUAGUCCACGUCGCCUGGUCCCCUACCACGCAUAUGGCUGACUUGGCCGUCAUUGAUGCUCUCGGCCGCAUCAGCAUUCUCUUCUUCCCACUGCAGAUCAACAGACCCUAUCCUAUGAGAAAAUGGGAUUCCGAUCCUGUGGACGACCUCCACAGCGUCGUCGGUUGUCACUGGUUACCAAUCGGUAACGCAGCAAGCCAGAGCCGAGGGUUUCUCACCCAAUGCAGUGGUGCACACUGGGCAGGGUCUGAAUACAAAUACAACCACAUGGCUCAGCCGGCUUUUGGGCCGUCACAUCCUCACCCUGGAAGGAGCGCGCUGGUGUGUGUUACCACAAAUGGUCUUCUGAGGCUGUUCUAUCAAAUUAGCAGCCGGCAUGAGGAAACGGCUCUCGAGCUCGAGAGUGUGACAGCCGCCGAUGAUCUCAUCACGCACGCCUCUUUCUGCUGUGAUAAACCUCUCGCUACGGCGUCGAAGCAGCUGAGGGUAGUGCGUGUUGGUGUGAACUGGGGGAAUCCCCCAAGUGAUAAGCAGGUGCACCCAGGCAGUAUACAGUUAAGACCAUCGAUGAAAGAGGUACAUGUAGCCACCACCAGUUGGCUACAACAUGGCCCGAGCGAGUCGACUCUAGACUUUUCCAUGGCACAGCUCUCUCACCUCCUAGUACUCCCGUCUUUCAUGGAGACCAGUAACCCUCCAACCUUCGCCCCAGCAGUUGUUGUCACGGUGAGAUCAUAUCUGCCAAACGAAACCUCGCCCUACGAUCAGGAAACCCAGAGCAUCAUCGAUCGCUGGGAGGUUCUGAACGAUCAAGCCCAAGCACCACAUCCCGCGUUUGAGCAGCUGGGUCCCCGGAACGGUGCUGGAGCUGCCCCCCCGACCAUGACUAGGUUGCGGAAGCUGGAGCCAGUCACAAUCCCCAAAGUGGUCAUCUCGAUGCAAACGACCACCAUACAGCUGGGAAGAGUCGUUUGUUUCACCUUUAGCGACGGCACCGUUCAGUACCGUGACAGGUUCACCAUGGCUGAACUUUACAACGAGCAUAACACCGAGAACAUCAACAGCCCUCACCAGGUUGGGUUCCAGUUUGACGAUCCGACGCCCUGUCUUCAGGUCGCUUUCUCUCCGAGCAACUUUGCAUUCGUCCAAGUGUGUGAGGAUAACACAUUGAAGCUGAGAAAACUCCAUUAUACAAUGGGUGAUUUAGGUUCCCUUCAAGACGUCCAAGCAAGGGCUGUUCUGGCAUCUCUCACAAUGCCCAUCUCUUUUGCCUGGCAACAGCAAAUGACCUUUGAUGACAUCCUGGCGGUUGUCCGUCCCUUGACCCAGCAUCCGAAGUUCACAAAUGCCUUGUUUAAGGAAAUCAUAACUCUGCUUCGGACUGUGGUCGACUACUCGGAAGAACAGCAGCAGCUUGUCGACACGCUCAUCCGGAACAACCAGCUGCAGUCCUGUCUGAGCCUUCUGAACCACUUUGGCUUCAAUGGGAACUUUGAAGCCAGGUCUUUCCACGGAAAGUUCGCCUCGGUCGCCCUCAACCUGAGAAACAUCAUUGUUCUCAUUGUGCUUGCGAACCACAGCCCACAAAAGUCCAACGGGGUACUGAACCCGCUCGAUGAAUCAGAGGUGGUCGAGACCCUUGUCGGGUGCGCAGAAUGGGCCGUCAGCUUGUUCUCGUGGCUCAUCGACUCGCUCUUCAACCUGCUCGACGACCCCGAGUUCAUGGCGCUCCUUUCCGACCAGAGACGAUUCCAGGAACUGGCGAACUACCUCCACACCCGCAACGACGUCUCGGUCUAUCUUCUCCUCUGCUCAUCAACACGCAGCUUGCUCCAGGUUGCCUGCCGUCGGGUCGCGGGCUUGGAGGAAAUCAGCAGCCGCGCGCUCACGUACUACAAGACUCACAGCGUGACUGAGACAGGGGCUGCUCUUCACCAUGCCUAUCAGAGGAUGUACCGCACCAGCUCCAGCAGCCCGGUUAAACCCCAGGAUUUUGAACGCCUCUUGAGCACCCUCGGCAGGGACAUUUCCACUGCCUAUCAAAGAACGCUCACGGCGAUGGCCAAGUCCAAGGACCAGACCCAGCCCGGGGCCACGGAGCAGCAGCAGCAGCAGGCCCAGCAGCGGGUGGAGCUUUUUGUAAAGUCGGCGCAGAACCGGUGGGAGCUGGAGAUGCUGUCGGGGGCUAACCCGCCUAAUAUCUUCCGCGAGGUGCUCGCUCGCCUUUUUACGAGCACGCUGACGACGUUUAAGGCAUUGACGGACCCCGCGAAGCUGUAUUUUGCCAAUUAUGACCUGCUUGAAGUCAAUGAUGAUGCGAAGACGUUGAGGGCGAGGAAGAAGGCGGGGAAGUAUGUGGAUGUUUUUAAGAGGGUGGAGUUGGUUGCUGGGCAGCAGCAGCAAAACACGCAGUCUUUCCCUCCUGCUGCUGUGACGAAUGGGGCUCAGGGGAAGGGUGGUGGUGGGGAGAAUGUCAAGACUGAGGCUGGUGUGUGGGGUGCGGCAGGUGUGAAACUGGGGGGCACGCCUUCGUUGACGUUGGGGUUGGCAGGGGGUGGUGGUGGUGGUUCUGCCGGUGCUGGCAAUGGGGCGAACGGGGGUGCUGCUGUUGCCAUGACGCAGGUUCACAGCCCGAGGGAUGAGGGAGCGGGAGGGGCGGGAGGUGGGCAUGCUAUUCGGUGGAGGCGGUGUGUGAGGUGUGCUUCGGUUAUGGAGGACAUUAUGAACCAGCGGCCUGGGUUUACAUAUGUGCUGGCGCAGCAGCGGAAGUGCUGUUGUGGAGGGGCUUGGGCGCUGGUUGCGAACGGGGCUUUGGGGUAG
Molecule: messenger RNA, 3246 nt
Organism: Podospora anserina S mat+
Lineage: Eukaryota; Fungi; Ascomycota; Sordariomycetes; Sordariales; Podosporaceae
Exons: 7
Coding region: 1-3246 (1081 amino acids)
Biological process (GO): positive regulation of DNA-templated transcription
Cellular component (GO): mediator complex
Source: RefSeq, a predicted model, not a curated record